This is a messenger RNA of Monopterus albus (swamp eel), 1351 nucleotides long. Its product is annotated as C-1-tetrahydrofolate synthase, cytoplasmic-like. The transcript has 13 exons. Gene Ontology annotation, molecular function: methenyltetrahydrofolate cyclohydrolase activity; methylenetetrahydrofolate dehydrogenase (NADP+) activity. The record is from RefSeq and is a predicted model, not a curated record. Lineage: Eukaryota; Metazoa; Chordata; Actinopteri; Synbranchiformes; Synbranchidae. Gene Ontology annotation, cellular component: cytosol. Gene Ontology annotation, biological process: tetrahydrofolate interconversion. Bases 171 to 1130 code for a protein of 319 amino acids.
CUCCACUUGAUUCCAGCUGGGCCAGUGAUCCUCCUCCCCACUAUCAGACUGGUCUCCUCUGCUGGUUUGGUUCAGGUCAGAGCAGAGAAACAGUCCCACACAGAUAAAGUCACAGAACAGACUGAAAACAUGCAACACAGACACUGUAGCUUCCUGUUCGUCUCUCAGUCAUGAUCUCCUUGGUCGCCCACUCAUUCUGGGCCCCCGGUUGUCAAGGAGGCAGGCGCUCCAUGGCAACCAUUAUCUCCGGCAUCAAGACCUCGAAGCUGGUGAGGGAGAGGUUGAAGAUGGAGGUGGACAAGAUGGAGAGUCACUUCUCAGGGUUCAGACCCAGUCUGGUGGUCCUACAGGUGGGAGACAGAGACGACUCCAACCUGUACAUCAGCUCCAAGCUGAAGGCUGCAGCAGAGAUUGGAAUCGAUGCAAAACAUGUGAGGCUGCCGCGCACGGCGACACAGGACGAGCUGCUGCAGAGCAUCAUGUCUGUCAACGAGAACCCAUCAGUGCACGGCCUGAUCGUCCAGCUCCCUCUGGACUCUGUCAGCCCCAUCAACACCGAGCUCAUCACCAACGCUGUCUCCCCAGAGAAGGACGUGGACGGUCUGAGUUGCAUCAAUGCAGGGAAGCUGUCUCGAGGUGAUCUGAACAGCUGUUUCAUCCCCUGCACCCCCAGCGGCUGCAUGGAGCUCAUCAGACAGACAGGUGUGUCUGUGGAGGGGAAACAUGCAGUCGUCAUUGGCCGCAGUAAAAUCGUUGGCGCGCCGAUGCACGACCUGCUGCUGUGGCACCACGCCACUGUGACCAGCUGUCACUCAAAGACAGCAGACCUACCUGAGCAGGUGGGCCGGGCCGAUAUCCUGGUGGUGGGGGCAGGCAGAGCAGAGAUGGUGAGAGGAGAGUGGGUGAAGCAGGGAGCCGUGGUCAUCGACUGUGGAAUCAACUACAUCCCGGAUGCGACAAAGAAGAGCAGUAAACGUGUGAUCGGAGACGUCCACUACACCUCAGCCAAUCAGAGAGCAGGAUUCAUCACACCUGUUCCAGGAGGGGUGGGGCCGAUGACAGUGGCCAUGCUCAUGGAGAACACUGUGCAGAGCGCCCGGCGCUUCCUCCUGAAGAUGAAUCUCAGCUGAACCCAGCAGGUGAGAAUGAGAUGCGAGCUCAGACACAGAGGAACGUCUUCUGAACAAACAGACCCAGCAGCCGAUCUUCUUCCCUCCUCUGCUCUUUAAACCACUGGUCAACACUUUCAUUUUGUCUCCUUAUGUUUUCUCACUGAAUCAGUUGUGUGAUCUGAGAGAAUCAUGUUAGUCAGGAGUCAACAACUUGACUGUGAACACAAUAAAAUCCUCGC